This is a messenger RNA of Strongylocentrotus purpuratus (purple sea urchin), 756 nucleotides long. RefSeq lists its product as uncharacterized. The transcript has a single exon. The coding region runs from base 1 to 756 and encodes 251 amino acids. The record is from RefSeq and is a predicted model, not a curated record. NCBI's taxonomy places the organism in Eukaryota, Metazoa, Echinodermata, Echinoidea, Camarodonta, Strongylocentrotidae. Gene Ontology annotation, molecular function: zinc ion binding; nucleic acid binding.
AUGAGGUAUCGCGGCAACCGACGGAGAGCGAACCCAUGGUCUCUAGCGGGAAGGAUUAUUGGAAAUGGACGCUCACUGAAGUAUCUACCUUCGAUUGCUCGCGGUUAUGAAAUGGAGCCGGUGGCUAGGGCAAAGUACGCCGAGUAUCAGCGGAUAAAAGGUCAUCAAGAUGUCGAUGUGAAGGAGUAUAUGUUCUUCCAUCCACGGAAGUCUUUCCUGGAGGCGUCACCAGAUGGGCUAGUGAGCUGCAGCUGCUGUGGUGGUGGCCUCGUCGAAAUCAAAUGCCCCAGUACUGCCCCGACUGAAAAGCCGUCGCCCCGCAACGAGAAGUUCCUGAGAAGGGACAACGGAGGGAAGUUUCAUCUGAAGAGGAACCAUCCGUACUAUGACCAGAUCCAGGCCCAACUCGCCGUGACAGGACGGUCCUGGUGCGACUUCUUUGUCUACAAAGACAGCGGGGUGUUCCUCGAGAGGAUCGAACGGGAUCCACAAUGGCAAGGAUCUUUCGUGAUGGACAUGGACAGAUUUUUCUGGAGGUUCAUUGUUCCCGUCCUGGUGAGCCGAGCAUUCAAGAACAACCAGGGAGCGGUUCAUCAACCAUACGGCUGCCCCUACUGCGGGGAACCAAGCCAUCGUGUUCCUUUCUGUUGGUACUGGUUCCCAUUGCGCUGUCGUAAUUGUAAGCAGCUAGGACAUAACGUCACCGUUUUCACGAAGUGUCCCAAGAGCGUUUUAGCGUACAGAAACAAAUUUUGA